UCCCCAGUGCCCACCCAAAUAAGCCACAGAAAAAUCGGAUUCGCCAUUUGGCCCCAUCCGUGAUCCACUCAUCGUCUCUUCUCUUCUCCUCUUCUCACUGUUGAGUCCGAAACACGCGCGCAUGGAGACCGCCGGCGCCGCCACAAGGACUUCCUUUCAAUCUUCUCACCUUCUCCUCCCCCCCCCACUCUUCUCCUAUAUUUUCUGCUUAAUUUUCUGUCAAGCUUUGGCGUCGCAACCCCAAGAUUAUUCGUCGUCGGCAAUCCUCUCUAGAUUCCAGCAGUACCUACAAAUCAACACGGCUCAUCCGAGCCCUAAUUACCACGAAGCAGCUGAUUUUAUCCUCUCCCAGGCCAAGUCUCUCUCCCUCGAAUCCCAGACCCUCGAGUUCGUCAAAGGCAAGCCCGUCCUCGUCCUCAAGUGGCCCGGCAAGAACCCUGGCCUCCCUUCCAUCCUCCUCAACUCCCACACCGACGUCGUCCCCGCCGAGCAUCACAAAUGGUCUCACCCUCCCUUCGAUGCUCGCGUCCACGACGGGCGAAUUUACGCCCGGGGAUCGCAGGAUAUGAAGUGCGUUGGAUUGCAGUACCUGGAGGCCAUCCGUAAUUUGAAGAGCUCCGGCUUCCAGCCUCUCCGCACCGUCUACUUGUCGUUCGUCCCCGACGAGGAGAUCGGUGGCCAUGAUGGUGCGAAGAAGUUGGCCGAUUCCGACGCUUUCAGGGACAUGAAUGUAGGGAUUGUUCUUGACGAGGGUUUGGCCUCCCCCGACGACUAUUACAGACUGUUCUAUGGGGAGAGGUGCCCGUGGUGGAUGGUGAUCAAGGCUGCCGGGGCUCCCGGCCACGGGGCCAAGCUGUAUGAUAAUACAGCCAUGGAGAAUCUGCUGAAGAGCAUUGAGAGCGUCAGGAGAUUUCGUGCUUCCCAGUUUGAUCUGGUGAAGUCUGGCCUCAAAGCCGAAGGCGAAGUCAUUUCCGUUAAUAUGGUCUUCCUGAAAGCGGGCACCCCUUCUCCCACUGGCUUCGUCAUGAAUCUGCAGCCUUCUGAAGCAGAAGCAGGUUUUGAUAUCCGAGUCCCACCAAAUGCUGAUCCAGCAGCCCUGGAGAAACGAAUUGCUGAGGAGUGGGCACCAGUUUCACGUAAUAUGACUUUUGAGUUUAAGCAGAAGAUUUCUGUCUACAACAAGUUUGGGAAGCCAAUCAUCACAGCUACUGACAAUUCGAAUCCAUGGUGGGGACUGUUGGAAGGAGCCAUUGGCAAAGCAAAUGGAAAGGUUGGAAGGCCUGAGAUCUUUCCUGCUUCUACAGAUGCUCAUAAUUUUCGAGAACUGGGGUUGCCAGCAAUUGGCUUUUCUCCAAUGGCUAACACUCCCAUUCUACUUCAUGAUCACAAUGAGUUUCUGAGGGAGGAUGAGUACUUGAGAGGAAUAAAUAUAUACGAGUCAAUAAUCAAAGCUUAUGCAUCUUAUGUUGAGCAUACAAAAGGUGGAGCCUCUAGGGAAGAGCUGUAAAAUUGAGGCAGGCUGUCAACCUGUACCUGGGCUUCGUAUCCUGCCAAAUUUAUCAGAUACAGGAAAUUGCAUAUCCCCUGGGGGCCUCGCCUUGACGAGAAGCUCGGGACCACCGGUUUGACAUGUCUACUUGCUGUUGCUGUACGAUGAGAUGAAACUUUAAUUUUAUUGCAGAAAUAAGUCUCCUCUCUUGGAUAUUGUAUCAUCAUCACUAUCUUGGUAAGCCUAAUCAGCCAGAACAAAUUGUGAUGCCUUACAUGUUUUGUCUGGUUGAUAAUGUACAAAGUAUGAAGUAGCUAAAAAAGUGAAACAACUCAUUCUAAAAGCUGAUCUUAGCCAAGUAUUUUUAAGAAUUCAA
Messenger RNA from Diospyros lotus (date-plum), 1865 nucleotides. RefSeq lists its product as uncharacterized. Gene Ontology annotation, biological process: amino acid metabolic process. The transcript has 4 exons. NCBI's taxonomy places the organism in Eukaryota, Viridiplantae, Streptophyta, Magnoliopsida, Ericales, Ebenaceae. The coding region runs from base 122 to 1507 and encodes 461 amino acids. Gene Ontology annotation, molecular function: aminoacylase activity. Gene Ontology annotation, cellular component: cytoplasm. The record is from RefSeq and is a predicted model, not a curated record.